AUGUUUUCCAAAAUGAGCCAAGCAGGUGGUUUUAUGGAAUAUAGCUCAAACAAUGAAGGGAACGGUAGCCAGGUACAGAAUCGCAAGGUUUCGGUAAGAUCUGUCACUAUCAAGCAGUUCCAAGAAGCUCCCGAUGUAUCAGAUGACAGCCCAUUGUUGAUCGACAACGCCCCGGUGGACAUUCUACGCUUUGUAGUUAUCGUUCGUAAAAUCGACGUUGAGGCUACCAAGGUGACUCUGUCGGUUCAGGACACAACAGGCAGUCUGGAAAACGUUAGACAAUGGAUCAACAGCGAUGGUGGUGAGCCUCAUGAACCGAACUACUCAGUUGGAGAUUAUGUGGCACUCUACUGCAGCACACGCAAGUAUAACGAACGUCGGUUGCUCAAUAUUACCCGUGUUGAUCCUGAAAUUUCACUUUCGUUUGUUUUCUUCCACCAGAUCUGCGUUCUCAGGGAGCAUUGGCACUACACUGGAUCCAAACCGCUUGGAGCCGUUCAAGAACCCAAGCCUAAGGCCGAAUCGAGCCUUUUCGUCGACGAUGCUCCUCCAGAGGCUAAAAACAGCUUGUCCGCUCGUAUCUUAAAUGCUCUUAAAUCCGAGCCUGAUGGUCUGCAUGUUAGGUUUUUAUCCCAGAAUCUUGGUAUUGAUGAGCUUCAGAUUCUGCAAGAGUGCGAGUCUCUCAACAACGCAGGUCUUGUCUAUCAAACGGACGAUAACACUUAUGCCUCUUCUACAACAUAA
Molecule: messenger RNA, 744 nt
Organism: Wickerhamiella sorbophila
Lineage: Eukaryota; Fungi; Ascomycota; Dipodascomycetes; Dipodascales; Trichomonascaceae
Product: Replication factor A protein 2
Exons: 2
Coding region: 1-744 (247 amino acids)
Biological process (GO): DNA replication; nucleotide-excision repair; double-strand break repair via homologous recombination
Cellular component (GO): chromosome, telomeric region; site of double-strand break; DNA replication factor A complex
Source: RefSeq, a predicted model, not a curated record